Messenger RNA from Anguilla rostrata (American eel), 1561 nucleotides. RefSeq names its product olfactory receptor 8I2-like. Gene Ontology annotation, molecular function: G protein-coupled receptor activity; olfactory receptor activity; odorant binding. Gene Ontology annotation, cellular component: membrane. NCBI's taxonomy places the organism in Eukaryota, Metazoa, Chordata, Actinopteri, Anguilliformes, Anguillidae. Gene Ontology annotation, biological process: G protein-coupled receptor signaling pathway; detection of chemical stimulus involved in sensory perception of smell. The coding region runs from base 54 to 983 and encodes 309 amino acids. The transcript has a single exon. The record is from RefSeq and is a predicted model, not a curated record.
GGAACAGCUAACGCAACAACAUCUUGGAACCUCACACCUGCUAUAAAACUACCAUGGAGAAUUCAACUAAAAUACUGUUUGUUCUACAAGGACUGAAUGAGACGAUGUCAAGCAAACAAACAUACUUUUUCAUUACUCUUCCUGUUUACCUUUUCACUGUUUUGGUGAACCUGGCUUUGAUUGCAACAAUUAUUUUGGAGAAAACGCUCCAUGAGCCCAUGCUUAUAUUUCUCUGUAACUUGUGUGUAAAUGGGAUAUUUGGUGCCUCAACAUUUUAUCCAAAAAUAUUGGCGGACCUUUCAUCUGAAUUGAGUGUUAUUUCGUAUGAAGCUUGCCUGGCCCAAGUUUUUGCAUUAUACAGCUACGUAUUCUGCGAGUUCACUACGUUAACAGUAAUGGCUUAUGACAGGUAUGUCGCGAUAUGCAAGCCGCUAAAUUACCACUCCAUCAUCACGCCUCAGAAGAUUGUGAAAUUGCUCAUUUUUACCUGGCUUUUAUCCAUGAGUGAAUCGGCUAUUGCAGUGAUCCUGAUAGCCAGAUUACCUCUCUGUGGAUUCAACAUCGACAAGAUUUAUUGCACAGGUUGGGCAGUGGCAAGGCUGUCAUGCGUGGAUACCACUAUCAACAACGUAUACGGGUUCAUUCUCAUGUUCUUUCAAAUUGCACAAGCAUUGCUGAUCUUGAUUUCUUAUGUCAAUAUCAUAAAAGCCUCUGUGAGAUCACAGGAUGAACGUAAUAAGUUCAUGCAGACCUGUUUGCCCCAUUUAAUCACACUGACCAACUUCUUAAUCGCAAUCGCUUUCGAUGUCAUGUACACUCGCUUUGGUCCCACCAACCGACUACAGUCUCUCCGCAAUUUCAUGUCCCUGGAGUACCUCAUCGUUCCACCGCUCCUAAAUCCCCUAAUCUAUGGCCUGAGACUGAACCAGAUCCGCCGGAGGAUCUUUAGAAUUUGCAGCCAGAAAAUGCAUGCUCUGAAAUAAAUAUCGUGUCUACUUUGCUGUCCAAGCUGGAAAUGUUAGGUUUUUUAGAAUCCGUGAUUGAUUGAAUUUUACAUUUGGAGCUAUGGGCGUUUGAAUUGCGUAAAAAAAUGUAUAUUCCUUAAAAAAAAAAAUAAAAAUAAAAAAACGCUGUCCUAACACUAGACUGCGUAUCGCACGCAUUUAUUUUUACUUAUGGAAUUAAGAUUUAGUCGGUGAAUGAACAAGGGACACACGGACGAUGACGCUGAACCGAACGAAAAGACGUAGAUGACGAAUUGUGUGCAUUACCGCCGGCACAGCCCCCCCAGCACGUGCAGCUGACAGCCGCAGAGCUCACGGGACCGCGGCCUCGAUCACAAGCAAUCGUCCUAAAAGCUGUUCAACCACUACCAUGGCCCAUGCUGUGCGAUUUGAGGAGGUGUUUCCCACAGAAAUCUAGCUGUACGCAUCGCUUCAAGAAAAUGUGCGUGGAUUUUUCUCUUCCCAAAUAUACCAAUGGCAUUGUAAAUUACGUAGCCUAUUAUAUGCAUUUUCAUAUUUUGUGAAAAAUUCCACAGCUUGAAUAAAGGAGACUUUGA